Pomacea canaliculata is the source of this 699-nucleotide messenger RNA. RefSeq lists its product as uncharacterized. The record is from RefSeq and is a predicted model, not a curated record. NCBI's taxonomy places the organism in Eukaryota, Metazoa, Mollusca, Gastropoda, Architaenioglossa, Ampullariidae. The transcript is spliced from 7 exons. The coding region runs from base 120 to 425 and encodes 101 amino acids.
AAGACCAACUUCAACCUUAUCCACCAUCUCGCCCUACAACGGAUCGCUCAUCUUCCUAAGACACCAGCAGCAUCUUGAGACCAACAUCACCUCAAGCGCAGGUUGUGGAGACGAUCAGAAUGAGUCCGACGUUGGUGUUGUUACUCCUCUCCUUGUCUGGCCUAUCAUGGGCUUUCAUCGCCAAACAGCCGCCGACUCUUCAAGCUUCAGUGCCAUCAGGCAAUGGCCAGGGAGCAUCUUUAGCGGGACGCGACAUCCAGAACAUUCUACCAGCUCAAAGCCGCAGACAGGAAAGGGAAUCAGCGGAACGCGUCAUCGCAGACAUUCUACCAGCUCGAUCCGGUUCUGGUGAGAAGCGUUCAUCAGGAGGCGGCAGAGCGGUAGGAUCGUCAGCGGAGCGCGUCAGCCGUACUUCCUCUGACUGAACGUAAGCCUGACAUCCCGACUGUCUUGUGAGGAUCAUUUGACACACCUAACUUGAGAUAUCGACUACAUCACACGAUCUCUUCCAAAUAUUCCAAUCAAGUUCCAAAUCGAAACUGUAGCUUUCCGUGUGGCCAUUAAACUAACUGAAACUACAAAUGGCGGGAGUCUGGCAGCACUGUCCAUGUCAGCUUUACAAUGGUACAACGUUUACCUUGUGUACUGAUCGGUGACUUUUAAAUUUGGAAGUAUGGUCUAAUAAAAAUGUGCACUUCA